AUGAAUUCGUUCAUCAAUUUGGAGUUGUUACAGUCUUCGUUUUUGCUCGUAAUCUUUUUUAUAUCGUUUAGUCAUGCUUUAUAUAAUACAAAUGGAGAUGUGGUUAUACUCACAGAGAAAAAUUUUCGGGAGCAAGUGAUCAUGACUGAGGCGAGUCUUAAAGUUGUUUUGGUUGAAUUUUUUGCGCCUUGGUGUGGACAUUGCAAAAAUUUAGCACCAGAAUACAAAAAAGUCGCAAAAAAUCUCAAAGGCAUAGCAAGAGUGGCUGCAGUAGAUUGUGACAAUGACAUGAAUAAAGUCAUAUGUAAACGUUAUGAUAUUAAAGGGUUCCCAACAAUUAAACUUUUUCCGAGUCAAAGUGUGCCUGAUAAGAAGAAUCCAGGCGCAUUUACGAAGAAACCGAAAGAUUACCAAGGACCCAGAACUGCAAAAGCUAUCGUGGACUAUGUUCUCGGGGAAAUUCCUUCAUUCGUACAACCAAUCUCCAAUAAACAUCCAACAAAGAAAACUCUAACUAUUGAUGAAUUUCUUGAAAAAGACAACGCUACACUUCCGAAGGCAAUAUUAUUCACCAACAAAGAACGAACAACACCCUUAUACAAAUCACUCUCAAUUGACUUUCGUAAUCACAUGUUGCUUGGUGAAGUACGUCAAUCUGAAUCGGAAAUUCUGAAAAAAUUCGGGAUUAAUAGUUUUCCAACGUUGUUGGUGAUCCCGGCGGGUGAAAGUGAUGCAGUUGCAUUUGAUGGAAAGUUGGAUCAUGGUUUGAUAUUUGAAUUUUUUACAAAAUACGCACCAUCGUCUUCAAAGAAAUCACACACCAAAAAAUCAGAGAAAUCGGAGUCUAAAAAGGCGAAGGAUAAUGAAAACGUCAAAAAAGACGAACAGCCAGUUGAACCAGAAAUAUUUAACUCCAAUAUAUCACAAAUACAAACCCAAACAGACCUUGAAUCACAAUGCACAUCAAAACUUACCGGACUCUGUAUACUCUCAUUUAUCCUACUGGAACCAGAAUUUCCAGAGUCAAUAGCCGAGAACGAAAGCAACCAAUCAAUUCUCCGUCGCGUAAAAGAAAAACUACACAAUGAACUUUCCGUGAAAAUUAAUCUCUACUUUAGCUGGUUGAAUGCUCUCGACGCCGGUGCACAGAAACUAAUCAAGGAGUUUAAAUUGUCGGAUGUUUAUCCGACUUUGAUGAUUUUGAAUCCGAAUCGUAAAGUUUUCCGGCCUUUUUUGGGGCCUUUUGAAGAUGUGGCUAUUGAAAAAUUCAUAAAGGAAGUGGUUAAUGGAAAAGGAAAAAGCUUUGCUUAUGAUUUCCAGGUUGAUUUUGGUAAAGCUAAAGCUGAUAAGGAUGAUUAUAAUGAAUCUACUAAUACUGUUAAAGAAGAAAAAGAACAAGAAACCGAAAAUGUCGAGCCAAAAGUUGCUAGUGAUGAUAACAAAGACACUAAACACGAUGAAGUAGAAAGUGAUCUACGUCAAAAUUUACCUCCUGGUGUCCCCGCGGCACUUGCUAAUAAUUCUUAUAACUCUUUACCCGUAUCACCAACUUCGCCCGCAUUAUUAUCUAAUAACGCGAACAAAAUUCUUAAAGGGUUAACGAUAAACCCAUCAGCAGCAUUACCACCCUUACUAAAUUUACAGCAUGCCAAUGUUAACACUACGAGUUCGUCUUCUUCCGCAUCUUCAUCUGCUGCAUUAUCAUUAAAUCCGUAUACGAGCUCGUCUUCGCCUGGGUUAUCUACCUCGUCUACAUUAAAUCCGUAUCCGAAUUCAUACGUUAGUUAUUCGCAACAGCAACAAUUCUUUGCUCAAUUACAAGCUUCCCAACAUCCGCACGAUCUACAACCUAAUCAAAUGAAUAGUGGACCUAAUAGCAAUGUGAACGUUAAAUUUCGAUUAUCGGAUUUUUCCAUCUGCCGUACUCUCGGCACAGGUUCUUUUGGUCGAGUACAUCUUGUGCAAUCCAAGCGUAAUAGCAAAUAUUAUGCAAUGAAAGUUUUGAAAAAAGCAGAGGUCGUUCGUCUUAAACAAGUAGAACACACGAAUAACGAGAAACGUGUAUUGGAACAAGUCAAUCAUCCGUUCUUGGUGAAUUUAUGGGGGUCAUUUCAAGAUAAUGCAAAUUUAUAUAUGGUGAUGGAUUAUGUGGUUGGUGGUGAAUUAUUUAGUGUACUAAGGAAAGCAAAGAGGUUUCCUGAUCAUGUCGCAAAAUUUUAUGCAGCUGAAGUCUUACUCGCAUUUGAGUAUUUACAUUCGAAAGAUAUAAUUUAUCGUGAUCUUAAACCUGAGAAUCUAUUAUUAGAAAGGAAUGGACACAUAAAGAUCACAGAUUUCGGGUUUGCAAAACAUGUACCCCAUAGAACAUGGACACUUUGCGGUACUCCAGAUUAUCUCGCCCCAGAAAUCAUACAGUCUAAAGGCUACGGGAAAGCAGUGGAUUGGUAUUCACUUGGCAUAUUAAUGUUCGAGAUGUUGGCUGGUUAUCCACCAUUUUACGACGAAGAUCCGAUGCGAUUAUAUGAGAAAAUAUUGCAUGGCCGAAUAAAGUACCCCGCAUAUUUUGAUCCAGCGGCAAAGGAUUUAAUAAAACGACUGUUAACCGCAGACUUAUCAAAACGUUACGGAAACCUUAAAGGUGGUAGCGAGGAUAUUAAACGACACUCGUGGUUUAAAGGAGUCGAUUGGGAUCGUUUGCUGAGACGAGAGAUUCAGCCACCAUAUAUACCGAAUGUUAGUGGUGAUGGGGAUGCUAGUAAUUUUGAUCAUUAUCCCGAGGAACGAGAGCCAUAUGGACUACCUUGUGCUGAUAAACAUCGUGACAAAUUCCCUGAUUUCUAA
Molecule: messenger RNA, 2841 nt
Organism: Ambispora gerdemannii
Lineage: Eukaryota; Fungi; Glomeromycota; Glomeromycetes; Archaeosporales; Ambisporaceae
Source: the annotation of a GenBank genome assembly